This is a messenger RNA of Drosophila guanche, 2775 nucleotides long. It is a transcript of the gene slou, whose product is annotated as homeobox protein slou. The transcript has 4 exons. Gene Ontology annotation, biological process: cell differentiation; regulation of transcription by RNA polymerase II. Bases 334 to 2421 code for a protein of 695 amino acids. Gene Ontology annotation, molecular function: RNA polymerase II cis-regulatory region sequence-specific DNA binding; DNA-binding transcription factor activity, RNA polymerase II-specific. The record is from RefSeq and is a predicted model, not a curated record. Gene Ontology annotation, cellular component: nucleus. NCBI's taxonomy places the organism in Eukaryota, Metazoa, Arthropoda, Insecta, Diptera, Drosophilidae.
AACGGAGGCAGCGGCAGGGCCACGCAUCUGCUGGAUUAUCAACCCGACACCAGAGCAACCCUCAUUACGGUCCAGGCUCUCGCUCUGUGCAGUGUGAGUUGUCGUCGCGUUCGCUCCCCGGAUUACGCUCAGGAUAAGCGGAUAGGAUAGCAUCGCCAGAUAUUGGGAGAUACGCGCCGGCCUCAGUGGACAGUCGAUUGGCUGCCAUCAAGCGGACAAGACACACAACGCGCAACAACAUAUCGUGUGAAUCGUGCAGUGAUUUUGAACAGUGUAUUGAACUCCAAGUGUCAGCAAGUGUAUUGAGUAACGCAAUCAUCUCGCAGCAUCAACAUGGUCAUGUUGCAGUCGCCGGCGCAAAAGGCCAACAGCGACAAUCAGCCAACGGCCGUCGGUGGCCUAAUGAGUCCCAACUCCAAUCCGGAUUCACCCAAGUCAAACACCUCGCCGGAGCUGGGCAACGUGGAGGCAGGUGCAGGCGGAGGAAUAGCCACUUCUACGCCCCCAAAGAUACCAAAGUUUAUCAUCAGCGCCGGCACUGGACAGCAGGCGGUGGCCAAGCAGCAGGAGCAGGAGCUGCGCUACUCCAUCGAGCGACUCAAGCAGAUGAGCAGCGAGUCCGGCAGUCUGAUCAGUCGCCUCAGUCCCACGCAGGAGGGUUGUCCCGCUGACAAGGAUAAACCCAACCACAACAACAACAACAACAACAGCCUGACAAACCACAACAAUAACAAUAACAACAUAAAUGGCAGUGCAUUGCGUCGAUCGCAGUCACCGCCAGCUUUGGGAGCACCCAACGUUGUGAUCAACAACUUCUCCUCGCCCGCUCAACAGCGAAAGCUGCUGGAACUGAGUGCCGUGCGACAGUUGGCGCGACCGGAGCCACUGCAGCAUCCACACGCAGCACUGCUGCAACAGCAUCCGCAUCUGCUGCAGAAUCCACAGUUCCUGGCAGCGGCAGCGGCCCAGCAGCACAUGCACCACCAUCAUCAUCAUCACCAUCACCAGCAGCAGCAGCAGCAGCAGCAGCAGCCACAUCCGCACUCGCAUCCGCAUGCACAUCCUGGCGCUGGAGUUUUCCAUCUGAGAGCGCCCAGUGCCACCAGCAGCACCACUGGCCCGCCCUCGCCGGCCACAUCGCCACUGUCGCCGCCCACUUCACCAGCCACACAUUCCGAGCAGCCGACGAGCUCCCCACUCGCAGGACCACUCGCAGCCAAUCCUCCCGCAAAUUCCAGCCAGCCACAACAGCAGCAGCAACAGAUUCAACCAGCACCAGCACAGAUCCUCUUAAGCAGCGGUCCGCAUCCGGUGAGUCCCCUGUCCGCCAGCGACAUGGAUUUGGAGCGCAUUAAGCUGGUGGCCGCUGUGGCCGCUCGCUCCAACCAGGCCCCAGCUCCGAGCACAUCCGCGGCAGCAGCCACCGCCUCCAGCUCCACGUCGAACUCCGUCUCACCGGCUGGCCGGGAUCUCAGCGACUAUGGCUUCCGAAUACAGCUGGGCGGACUGGCGGCAGCGGCAGCAGCUGCGGCUGCCACCUCACGCCAAAUAGCGGCUGCAAAUUAUGCGCGCAGCGACACCAGCGAAGAACUCAAUGUGGACGGCAACGAUGAGGACAGCAACGAUGGAUCACACAGCACGCCGUCGGUCUGCCCUGUAGAUCUGACACGUUCAGUGACCACAAAUGCCACAGUAAGUGCCAACUCUGCCUCGACAAGUGCCUCCAGUGAUCGCGAGGCGGCCACCAAGCGGCUGGCAUUCUCAGUGGAGAACAUACUGGAUCCCAACAAGUUUACGGGCAACAAAAUGCCAGCCUCUGGCCAUCCUUUCGGACAUCCACGGCAAUGGAGCUACGAUCGUGAUGAGGAGAUGCACGAGAGAUUAGACGAUGAUCAAAGCGAGGAUAUGUCUGCUCAGGAUCUUAAUGACAUGGAUCAGGAUGAUAUGUGCGAUGAUGGCAGCGACAUUGAUGAUCCCAGCAGCGAGACGGACUCCAAGAAGGGCGGCAGCCGCAACGGCGAUGGCAAGUCUGGCAGCGGUGGUGGUGGUGGCGGCGGCAGUGGCGGCUCCAAGCCACGACGUGCCCGCACCGCCUUCACCUACGAGCAGCUCGUGUCGCUGGAGAACAAAUUUAAGACCACGCGGUACUUGAGCGUCUGCGAGCGACUGAAUCUAGCACUCAGCUUGAGCCUGACUGAGACACAGGUGAAAAUCUGGUUCCAGAAUCGUCGCACCAAGUGGAAGAAACAGAAUCCGGGCAUGGAUGUCAACAGUCCGACAAUACCGCCACCAGCGGGCGGCUCCUAUGGACCCGGUGCCUAUGCGAGCAGUUUGCUGUAUCCGCACGCUGUGCCAUAUCCACCCUAUGGACCCUACUUCCAUCCUCUGGGCGCCCACCAUCUGAGCCACUCGCACUCAUAAAAUUGCAAGAUGCAACAGCGUUUGUUGCAACUCUUCGAAAAGCGAGGGAAGCCGCCCGAGGCGACGAGGACCCCCAGUGGCGGGGGAACGAACAGAUAAAUCUUGUAAAUGUCGAACUGCUUUAAGUGUGUGUUUUAGUGUCUCUAGUACAUUAGUUUUUAGUUGUAUUUUUGCUGUACAUAGUUCGUUUGAAAAAUAAACAUAAACCAUAGAUACGAUAUGAUAUGAUAUGAUAUGAUAUGCUAGCGCUUAGAGAACCUCGAAUGCCAUAUCUAGAAUUAAAUUAUAAUAUUACUUGUAGCGUUUAAGUGGCAAGCAAAAUCAAAAGCAGAGCAAACCAAAAAUUGCAUAAAU